Cylicocyclus nassatus is the source of this 822-nucleotide messenger RNA. Lineage: Eukaryota; Metazoa; Nematoda; Chromadorea; Rhabditida; Strongylidae. The record is from the annotation of a GenBank genome assembly.
CUUGAAGCGACUUUGGAUGAGAUGUUGCUCGAAGAGAAGGAUGCAGUUACGGAUACUUCCAUAUUACGCUCACUGAUCACCGUACUACGUGAACCACAUCUCCGAACUCCUUUUUUCAUCGGCUUCCUUAGCCUACAGAUGGUCAUUGGUAUAUGGUCGAUCACAUACUUAUCGACGGAUAUGCUGGAUUCUCGUUUCCCCGUGUAUAUAGCUCAGAUGGCUUCACUUUUCUUUAUCUUAGCUAAUUUCAUAGCUGGAAUGCUUGGAAUGCUCAUCAUCGAAAAAUUUGGACGGCGUAGCCUCAUGCUAUGGCUUGGCCUUUUCAACACAAUCUCAUUAGCCCUAUUCGUAGCAUUUGAUCAACUAGCCAACUUGUACGACCCGCUAAAAUGGGGUAGUAUCGUUGCGUUGAUACUAUUUGGAGCAACGUAUGGCAUCGGCCUUGGUGCAAUCGCCUACUUCAUCACUUCCGAACUGGUUUCACAGCAAUAUCGUGCACUGGUACAAUCUAUGGUUUAUGCAGCGAAUGUAAUAGCUACAUUUGCUUUCUCAUUCGCUACAUUACCAGCUUUCACAAAGAUUGGGACCUGGUCGUUCAUUCCUCUUUUCAUCAUUCCUUCCUGCUUGGCACUAAUCUAUCUAUACUUCAAUAUGCCAGAGACGAUGGGCCGUGAAGUGCAUGAAAUCGUCGAGGAGCUAAUGGCUAGAAGCUACAGAAACGAAAGCAAGUUUGACGUCAGCGAGCACGCAGGGACUACCAGUCUAUUACGACAAGGAAACGACUAUGCAUGUCCUGCAUCUGAGAUAGAGUCCUACAUUUAG